Fraxinus pennsylvanica is the source of this 1116-nucleotide messenger RNA. The record is from the annotation of a GenBank genome assembly. NCBI's taxonomy places the organism in Eukaryota, Viridiplantae, Streptophyta, Magnoliopsida, Lamiales, Oleaceae.
AUGAGAUUUGGGUUAAUAUUUGAUAGUAAUGGCCCUCGAGGGGUUUUUAGAAUUCCGCGGGGUAAUUUGGUCAAACUCAAACACCAACGGUUGAUCACCGCCGUGGCCAAAGCAGAGCAGCCUGAGCAAAUUGACGACUUAGAAAAAAUCGAUGAGGAAGUAAACGAAGGUACUCAAAUAUCUGUGGAGGAGAAUUCAGAUUCAGAACAUCAACAGAAAGCGAGUCAGUUGAAGAAAAGGGUUAUCUUUGGGCUUGGCAUUGGAGUUUCUGCUGGAGGAGUAGUGUUGGCUGGAGGAUGGGUUUUCACAAUGGCUCUUGCAGUGGCAGUAUUUAUUGGUGCCAGGGAAUACUUUGAACUGGUCAGAAGCCGUGGAAUUGCUACUGGAAUGACCCCUCCUCCUCGAUAUGUAUCACGAGUUUGCUCUGUUAUCUGUGCUCUAAUGCCUAUACUCACACUAUACUUCGGGAAUAUUGAUGUAUCUGUGACGUCUGCGGCUUUUGUCGUUGCCAUGGCCCUGCUUCUGCAAAGGGGGAAUCCCCGUUUCGCUCAACUCAGUAGUACCAUGUUUGGACUAUUUUACUGUGGGUACCUUCCUUGUUUCUGGAUUAAGCUGCGAUGUGGUUUAGCAGCUCCUGCACUAAAUACCCGUGUGGUAGCAUCUUGGCCUGUUCUUCUUGGUGGCCGAACUCAGUGGACAGUGGGUCUUGUGGCAACCUUGAUUUCAGUUAGCAGUAUUAUUGCAGCAGAUACAUGUGCUUUUAUUUGGGGAAAGGCUUUUGGUCGGACACCUCUGACCAGUAUUAGCCCAAAAAAGACAUGGGAGGGAGCUCUUGCAGGACUAGGUGGUUGUAUAGCGACCUCUAUUAUAUUGGCGAAGACCCUAAGCUGGCCUACAAAUGUCCUGAGUGCUGUAGCAUUUGGGUUUCUGAACUACUUUGGGUCUCUUUUUGGUGACCUGACGGAAUCCAUGAUCAAGCGUGACGCGGGGGUCAAAGAUUCAGGAUCCCUCAUACCUGGACAUGGUGGGAUUCUAGAUAGGUUCGACAGCUAUAUCUUUACAGGGGCACUGGCGUACUCUUUUGUCAAAAUCUUUCUGCCACUGUAUGGAGUUUGA